Gallus gallus (chicken) is the source of this 2579-nucleotide messenger RNA. RefSeq names its product angiopoietin like 7 (gene ANGPTL7). Bases 188 to 1234 code for a protein of 348 amino acids. The record is from RefSeq and is a predicted model, not a curated record. NCBI's taxonomy places the organism in Eukaryota, Metazoa, Chordata, Aves, Galliformes, Phasianidae. The transcript is spliced from 5 exons.
GCUCAUACUCUGACAGGAGGGGUCUGAAAAAAGGCUGAUUCUUCAGGCUCCACCUUCAAAGACUCACUCCACUGGAAGAAAGCUAGGUACCAUUCUGCUGCAGCACUUGCAGAAAGUUUCAUACAUACCCCAGCUGCAUUCAGACUACCCGCAGUCAGUUGGAAGUUUUCUGUUGCUGUAAGCAAAAAUGCCAGCAAGAUCUACUGUUCAGCUGGCAUGGCUCUGCAUUAUCACUGUGUCUGUUGCUGUCUAUCCAGCACUGCUGCAGAAGCCUCCUAAAAGGAGGACAAUCAAUGGGAACGUACAGUCCAAGAUGAUGGGAUGCUGCGAUGAGAUUAAAGAGCUCAAGUUGCAAGUAGCCAACCUGAGCAGAAUGCUGCAGGAGCUGAGCAAGAAGCAGGAAGGUGACUGGGUGAAUGUGGUCAUGCAGGUGAUGGAGCUGGAAGGAAGCACCAAGCAGAUGGAGUCCCGCCUCAUUGAUGCUGAGAGCAAGUACUCCGAAAUGAACAACCAGAUAGAUAUCAUGCAACUCCAGGCAGCUCAGACGGUCACGCAAACUUCAGCUGUAGAUGCUGUCUAUGACUGCUCAUCACUUUAUCAGAGGAACUAUCGCAUCUCUGGUGUUUACAAGCUACCUCCUGAUGAAUUUCUGGGGAGUCCAGAUCUGGAGGUGUUCUGUGACAUGGAGACAGAUGGAGGUGGCUGGACUAUCAUUCAGAGGCGUAAAGUUGGUCUGACGUCUUUCAAUAGGGACUGGAAACAAUACAGGGAAGGAUUUGGCAAUAUUCGGGGAGAUUUUUGGCUGGGAAAUGAAAACAUCUACCGACUUUCACGACGUCCCACUGUUCUGCGGGUAGAGUUGGAGGACUGGGAAGGUAACAUACGCUACGCACAAUAUAAGCAAUUCACCCUGAGCAACGAAUUAAACAGCUACCGUCUGUUUGUGGGGAACUACACAGGCAACACAGGACGUGACUCCCUGAGGUACCACAACAACACAGCCUUCAGCACAAAGGACAAAGAUAACGACAAGUGCGUGGAUGACUGCGCCCAGUUCCGCAAAGGUGGAUAUUGGUAUAACUGCUGCACAGAUUCCAACCUGAACGGGGUUUACUACCGCAAAGGAGAACACACCAAGAACAUGGAUGGUAUCACCUGGUAUGGAUGGCAUGGGUCAACCUACUCCCUAAAAAGGGUUGAGAUGAAGAUCCGGCCAGAAGACUUCAAACCAUAGAGGAAAUCAAUACCUGAUCAUACAGCUACAUGAUGCCACUCCAGAGAAGGUGGGCAACUGACAACUCCCACCAUUUAAUUGUCCACUUCAUCUAGUAUGUGCAAAACAUGCAUAGUAUGUACAUACAGAAUCACUAAGGCACACCAAACACCAGAUACAGCCACUAGUGUUAUCAGGGCUCACACUUAUCUCCUCCUCUGAAGAUUCUUUCUAAAGGGAUAAAUACUGUGUUAGAAUAGGUUAGAACAAAAUGCAAAACACCUCCUGCACUUACAGCACCUUCAGAAAACUUCCUGGUGUGUCUUCACUAGCAUUGCAACUAGUGGGAUGUACUAACCAGUUAGGCAGAGACUGCAAAAAGAAAGCCUCCUCGUUCCCAUUCCAUCUGUCAAGUAUAAGUAUUGCUGUUUAACUCCUUUCAAGAGAGAUUCAAAUCACAAAAGCUACAUAAUGGUCUCAAAUGAGGGGAAUCACCAAUUAGAAGUGUUCUUGAUGCAUCUUUCUUCAGCUUACAUCCCCACAGAAGGAAGAACAAAGCCCAGAAAUUCUCCAUAAGCUAAUAUCGUGCAGGUUCUCUCCUGAAGUUUUACUGCCAUCUCCUGCUGCUGUCCCCACAGACAGCUGCACACAGCAGACAGUGCCCUGGAGGAAGGAUUUAUCCCAUAUCCUAUAUAAUACUUAUUCCCAAAGCCUGAUAAAACUAGAAUGCAACAUUUCAGGCCACCACCAAAUUAUGUUCAUGUUAAGAUAUAUAAGAAGUGUUCUAUGAAGCAGUAAGAAAAAAAAGAAAAUAGCAAGUUAGCAAAAAGACAGACCCAGCCAACCAAUCAACUCCACUCCCACACCUGAAAUCACUGUACCCUUAAGCAAAACACUACUACACACCAGAGAAUCCAAAAGUUACUAAAUCACACUUAAUACGCUGAGAAUCUCCUCCUGAAGAUCCUCCAGUUGAAAGUUAACUGGAGAUGUUAUGUUGAAAAAUCACUAUGUUGUUUCUCCCUUUUAUAACACAGUCUUGCAAAUAACAUUAAAAAAAGACUCCUCCCAUAGCCAUAUUGUUGUUUGAAUAUGUUGGAAAAGAUAGUUAUAUUUAAUAUAUCUAUUUUUAUUCACCUUAAAGAGGACUUGAAUCUAAUUUAAAUUGUUUGGUCUUGUGUGGAAAGGGAGAUAGAAGUGUCAGUAAUUGCUUUUUGUAUGUCUGACUAUUAAAUGUUUGACUAUUAAUACUAUAAAUUUCAGCUGCAUGGAACUAUAGCUGGAACCAUUUUAACUGUGGUCUAGAAAGAGGAUUUGAAAGAUUUCUAAACUUUAAGAUUUCUAAUAAAUUGUCUUUCAUUUUUAA